AUGUUCCACUCCUUUGACAGCCGCCGUAGCCCCGAGGGCUCGGCCGUGAGCUCUCCAACAACCUCACGUAAGGUCAACCGCUCAUGUCAGGAAUGCACGAGACGCAAAGUCAAGUGCGAUGGUGGACAUCCUUGUGCGAGCUGUCAGUACUACAAGGUUGCAGACUCAUGCGAGUACAGGCAGCGAAGCAGACGACAUGCCGUCAGCAGAAGUACUCUUGAAAAGACUUCGGAGCAACUCCGGGCCCAGUCCAGCGUGCUGCAGGAACUAUUUCCCAACGCCAACGUGAAUGAUCUGGUAGGCAAGAGUCGAGCAGAGUUGCUAGCCUUAUUGCCGCGAGAAUCUCUCUUUGUUUUACGCUCCUCAGCUCCGCAAGCCGACCCGUCACCAGUUGGCGUCUCAGCGGCCGACGAGGAUGACGAUGACUCCGGCCUCGAUGACUCGGCGCAGAAUUCUGAAAAUGGAGAGGCUUCAAACGAUAGACGAUGGGACGAACCAGCCCAGCAGCCUGCGACCUUAGGCUCCAGCGACGAUAUCAACGCCGUCAGUCUUGCAACAGACCAGCACCGCCGCUCCUAUCUCGGCGCGACAUCCAUGAGCGCCGUUCUCAGGGCCAUUUUCCGUCUCUGUCCCGCUGCCAAAGAGCACACUGCUCAGAGGGCAAAGGCGUGGAACAACGUUCAUUACCAAUCCCAGCUGCUUCCGCCACUGUCUCUUGUCAGCCCAGGCGCGAGCUUGAACCCUCUGCGGGAACAGCGCUGUAUCGACUUUUACUUUGAUCACAUUCAUCCAAUAACGCCGAUUCUCAAUGAAGACGAUUUUAGACGCAAUCUUGCAUCAGGAACCCGUCUCGACAGCUCUUGGCUGGCCCUACUCAAUAUGGUCUACACCCUGGGUUCUAUCGCCUCCGGCAGCGACUCUCUCCACGUCCAAUACUACAAACAGGCCCGCGCCCACCUCGACCUCGAUUCCUUGGGCUCUGGUAAUAUGGAGAGCCUACAAGCUCUAUGCCUGCUCGGGGGCUACUACCUGCACUACCGAAACUCACCCAACAUGGCGUAUGCCAUCCUCGGUGCCGCUCAUCGCGUCGCUAUAGCCUUGGGAUUACACCGAGAACCCGCUCGCAGUCGCGCCGAGAACGUCGCAGAGCACGGCAACUACCUCUCACGCGCCGAAACGCGCAGACGCACCUGGUGGAGUCUUUUCUGCCUCGAUACGUGGGCGAGCAUGACCCUCGGCCGUCCAACGUGCGGUCGAUGGGACAGUAGUACCAUGGACACCCUCUUACCUACGCCACUAUUCCCCGACGACCACGUUGCAGCCUCCUUGAGAGCAAGCUGUCUGUUCUGCCACAUCUGCGACAGGAUUCAGCAUCGCUUUGCACAGCCCGCGCGGUUAUCUGCCCACGAGGCCAUGGCUUUCGACCGCGAGUUGGUAGAAUGGCACGACUCUCUCCCCGACUACCUUAAGAACCCAGCAAACUCUCCACCCCGCCUAACGGAAGCUCGCGAGUUCAUGCGGAACCGAUAUUUGAACGUCCGCCUCAUUCUUACCCGCAGCUUCUUACUUUACGUUGCACACGAUCAUACCCUCAGACGCGGCGCCACCGCCAUCUCAGCUGUCACUGGGCCUACUCCUGACGAGCUAGCCCUCGUAGACACCUGUCGCUCAGUCGCCAUGGAGGCCAUCGAUGCCAUAACGCUCUACUGGACACCCAACCGCGUCCAUGUCUGGAACUCGGCAUGGUACCUAUUCCAAGCAUGCAUGGUUCCCAUACUCUCAAUCGCCAUCGACGCACAUUUGCGAAACCUCACUCGCAAGCAACAGCAACAAUCACAAUCACAAUACCCACCACCACCCGUACUACCCGCAGUCUCCCCACAAACAACCACAAACCUGGGAAUAUUACCGAUGCCAACGGCAGCGAUAGCUCACUCCCCCGAGAACAACAUCCUCCUACCUUCGUGGUGCGCAAGCCUCACAAAGGCCCUCGAGCUCUUCACCGAAAUGCGCUCCUGGAUGCGCGCCUCAGAUCGCACCCCCGAUAUCGUUGGCGCCCUAUACGAAGCCGUCACCGCCGACCUCGAAGGCUCUGUGGCCGGCUCCGCCAUCCGCACGCCCUCGACUACCACAGACAAUAGUAUAGACAUGUCCAUGUGGUGCGACGAGCAGCUGGUGGAAAUGGACUGGAGUGCGUUCCUUGGUGGGGGUGGUGAUGGCGGCGGCGAUGACGGAGUGCAUAAUGGCAUGUUUGUUUUUUCGUAG
Colletotrichum phormii is the source of this 2265-nucleotide messenger RNA. RefSeq names its product fungal-specific transcription factor domain-containing protein. The record is from RefSeq and is a predicted model, not a curated record. Bases 1 to 2265 code for a protein of 754 amino acids. Gene Ontology annotation, cellular component: nucleus. Lineage: Eukaryota; Fungi; Ascomycota; Sordariomycetes; Glomerellales; Glomerellaceae. The transcript has 2 exons. Gene Ontology annotation, molecular function: DNA-binding transcription factor activity, RNA polymerase II-specific; RNA polymerase II cis-regulatory region sequence-specific DNA binding; zinc ion binding. Gene Ontology annotation, biological process: DNA-templated transcription; positive regulation of transcription from RNA polymerase II promoter by galactose.